Molecule: messenger RNA, 573 nt
Organism: Arabidopsis lyrata subsp. lyrata
Lineage: Eukaryota; Viridiplantae; Streptophyta; Magnoliopsida; Brassicales; Brassicaceae
Exons: 1
Coding region: 6-284 (92 amino acids)
Source: RefSeq, a predicted model, not a curated record
AUAAAAUGGAGAACUCAAGAGAACUAAUAUCCAUUUCAAGGCAGGUGGUGUUUGAUACAACAAACUAUGGAUAUGGAUAUUGGGAGGUCAAUAUGAGGACAAUCGUACCAGAAAUGAAUGAGGAUGCUUGGACUGUAGUGGAGUCAAGUUGGGAAGAUCCAAAAAAGUGGAAAAUGAAAGGAACUCAGUUGUCAAACCAAAAACUAAGUGGACUAAAGAUGAGAAUAGACUCAAAAUUCAUUUCCAAAGCUGUAGGUCAAUUACAUCUCGGGUUCCCUCCUUAGCAAGCAUGGAUUCACCGUUAAGUUAGAUGCGGAUAAGCUUGUCCUUAGCAAAAAUGGGAUGUAUUUUCUAAUAGUGAUAUGUAAUGUAAUUGUGUAAUGGGACUAGACAAGCAUUCAAGGCCUAAAUAGUUUGAGAAGCCAUGGCCCAUGAGAAUUGAACCACGGGCUUGCCAUCGUGGCUUGUGGCAAAAACUACAAGUACUCUCCUUUUUUCAGGUUCGGCGAAGAACUACUUGCCGUUUUAAUUGAUAAUAAACACCACACAUUCCUAACGUCACAGUGACAAACA